This is a messenger RNA of Cylindrotheca closterium, 239 nucleotides long. Lineage: Eukaryota; Bacillariophyta; Bacillariophyceae; Bacillariales; Bacillariaceae. The record is from the annotation of a GenBank genome assembly.
AUGAACGUCAAAAACAUGCUUGGAUGGAGACCCUUGGAUUUGGCAUGCGUUGGUGGCCAUUUAGAGGUAGUCAAGGUACUUGUUGCGGCAAAACGUGCUGAUGUCAACGUCCAACACAGAUGGCUUCGAACGACAGUAUUGGAUUUGGCAUGUGGUUACGGUCAUUUGGAGGUAGCCAAGUUACUUGUCGAGAAAGGUGCCGACGUCCGUGCCAAUGGACCGGCACGAUUAUAUGGUGC